UAUAUAUCACGCCAUUACUAGCUGAAUCGCCAUUUAACAAUUUCCGUAAUGCAGUGUAUAGAUAGAGGAAGUCUAUAAUUUAGCGUUCUUCUCUGUGUGCAGGUUCUUCCAUUGCGACAGUUUAAUUUUUGAAUAGAAAAAAUGAGCUACGGUUACCAAGGACCACCUAUUCAAUUUCCGGGACGAGCACGACCACCAACAUCGUUUGGAGCUCCACCUGGUGCACCCUCUGCCCCUAAUGCUCCAUCUUCUCCGAUGGGCUUCUCAAAUACUCCACCGACAUCAUUUGGCAUGCCUCAACCAUAUUCUCAGGCUUCCUAUCCAACACAGCCCUCGUAUUCUGUCCCUGGCAAUGCACCCAAUCAAACUAAUACUUAUCCUCCACAACAAAUGCCAUAUCCUCAAUCUAUACCCACGUGUUAUCCCCCUGAUACACAUUCUAAUCAAUCUGCACCAUCUCCUUAUCCCCAACAGCAAAAUUAUAAUUCAUAUCCUAAUCUUCAAACAGCACCAAAUGCUAAAGAAUAUUUUAGCAAUAUAACUCCUUCCCCUUAUCCUUCUGGAUCAAAUGCACACUCAGCUAAUUCAAUUCCAUACCAGAGAGGUAGUUAUCCCGGGGGGCAGGGGGUAAGCUCACAGUAUCCUUAUGCUGCUAAUCCUACUGCUGCUACUCGUGGUACUACCCCAGCCCCCCGGAGAAAUCAGUUUACGCCUAAGACUUCUCCUACGGUAGUAUCUUCCGAUAGCUUUGAUGCCAGAGCGGAUGCUGAAACUUUAAGAAAAGCUAUGAAAGGAUUUGGCACCGAUGAAAAAGCUAUUAUUCAUGUUCUUGCAAAUCGUAGUAAUCUACAGCGUCAAGAGAUUGCAUCUCAAUUUAAGACCCUUUAUGGAAAGGAUCUUAUAAAGGACUUAAAAUCUGAGCUGUCAGGAAACUUCGAAAAACUUGUUCUUGCCUUGAUGAUACCUCUACCUCAAUUUUAUGCUAAAGAACUCCAUGAUGCAAUGUCUGGUCUUGGUACCGAUGAGACAGUACUCAUUGAAGUAUUAUGUACAAUGUCCAAUCAUGAAAUUUCGAUUAUUAAACAAGCAUAUGAAGCAAUGUACGGAAAAACAUUGGAAGAUGAUUUAAUUUCUGAUACAUCUGGCAAUUUCAAACGCUUGAUGAUAUCAUUAUGUUGUGCCAAUAGUUUAUUAAUAUUCACAGGGGAGCUUCGAUUUGGUACGGAUGAGUCUACUUUUAACGCAAUUCUUGUCCAAAGAAACAUGGCACAGCUGCGACAAAUAUUCCAAGAAUAUCAUAACAUAACAGGCCAUGAUAUUGAUGAUGCGAUUGAAAAUGAGUUUUCGGGCGAUAUUAAGAAGGGUCUUCUUGCAAUUGUAAAGUGUGUCAAGAACAGAGCCGGUUUCUUCGCCGAACAGUUGUACAAAAGCAUGAAAGGCAUUGGUACGGAUGAUAAUCGUCUCAUUCGAUUGGUUGUGACACGUUGUGAAGUGGAUAUGGGUGAAAUAAAGAAUGAUUUUCUCCAUCGAUACAAAGAGUCAUUGGAAGAUUUCAUAUCUGGUGAUUGCUCAGGACAUUAUAAAAAAUGCUUAUUGGCACUAGUACAGACUUAAAAUACAAUAUUUUCAAUCAUAUAUGAAAUUUCCGUUGCAUUUAUCGUUCAUCUUUUACAAAUACAUACAUAUGUAUAUGAAUGUUCAGCUUCUUCUCCUCUUAAUUUCCAACAAAUAUGCCAGUGAUAACGUAGAUUUAUUCUUCGAAAUAUAAAUGAAUGUAUUUUUAUAUGCAAAGUUAUAUGAAGAUAUUUUAAGAUAUAUAUACAUGUACUUAAUUCGGUGAUUUUAUGAAAUUAUUGACAAUUAUGUACAAAAAACACUGGCCAUGUUGAUGAAAACCAAGAAUUUCAAAUCGUAUAAUCACCUAUGAUUUUAUAUAGGUAAAUAUGGGAGAAAUGAAUACAUUAAUUGCCUCAAUUUUUUUUAAAUUAUUAAUAAAUGCAUUUAAUUUUUACUUUUCA
Molecule: messenger RNA, 2018 nt
Organism: Acromyrmex echinatior (Panamanian leafcutter ant)
Lineage: Eukaryota; Metazoa; Arthropoda; Insecta; Hymenoptera; Formicidae
Product: annexin B9
Cellular component (GO): vesicle membrane; cytoplasm; nucleus
Molecular function (GO): calcium-dependent phospholipid binding; phosphatidylserine binding; calcium ion binding
Source: RefSeq, a predicted model, not a curated record